Molecule: messenger RNA, 1890 nt
Organism: Cryptosporidium ubiquitum
Lineage: Eukaryota; Apicomplexa; Conoidasida; Eucoccidiorida; Cryptosporidiidae
Exons: 1
Coding region: 1-1890 (629 amino acids)
Source: RefSeq, a predicted model, not a curated record
AUGAGAGGUUUAUUAUUACUCGUUUUAUUUGCCGUUUUAAAGGCAUUAUUUGUUAAUGGAGAUCAAGUCUCCCUCAAAAUUUCUUCGCCAUGCAAUGCUCUUGUUACAUAUGGGCUUCCAUUGAAUAGCACAUUCGAGAGAUCUGACAUUUUCCUCAGUGGAUUGUGUAAGGAUGGAGUUGUGUUUACACUCAUGUCAUUGGGAACUGGUUUUAUUAAGGGCGUAGCCACUCCUAAUAGGGAUGGUGUUUUAUAUGUAGCUGAAGGUAGUCCAAUUUACACCAUCACUACGGGUUCGAAAUUUGAGUUCCUCCAUAGGAUUAUUGAUCGCAGAACCAAAGAUGCACCAUACAAAAUUUCAGUCAUGAAGUACUCUUACUCUGCUUUAUCUUCAGAAAAACUGAAAACCGUUGUGCUCCGUGAGCAUACUUCAAGUGAGUGCAAAUUCCCGCAGAUUAAUAUUGAAGACCAGAAUCUUUGUUCAUUGCACUUAUUGCUUAAGAAGUAUUCUCAGAAUCCAGACGAUUCACCAAACUUUAGGGUUGCGAAAAUUCACUUUGCAGAAUUAGAAAGUUCAGCUCGCUCUAAUGCUGUCACCUGUACUAGUGAGUUACAUGUAAACAAGAGUACUUCUGAAGAAGAUUUGAUUGAUAACUUCUCUUGCUUAUUUAAUGAGUCAACUAAAUGCUCGACAGUUGAAGCCGGUACUCAGACUGAGACUAUUCCCAAGGUUGAUGUAGGAGUUCAAACAGAUCCAGUUGUUACUCAAACUUCAACUGUCGCAAUACUUUCAAAAAAAGAGCUUAAGAAGUUAGAGAAGGAGAAAUUAAAGGAGAAGAAGUUAUUGGAAGAACAAGAGAAACAAAAUAAGAAAUUACAGAAACAAAAGGAAAAGGAGGAAAAGAAAGUGGAAGCUCAGCGUUUGAAACAAGAGAAGCUUAAACAAAAACAGCAAAAGAAGGAGGAGAAAAUGUUGUUGAGGCAACAACAGAAACAGAAGCAAAAUUUGUCUAAAGAGGAGAAAGAAAAGAAAAAGUUGUUGGAAAGAAAAGAGAGGGAGAACCAAAAACUUUUGAAGAAACGGGAACAAGAGGAACUGAAAGCUCAGAAACUUAGGGAGAAGGAGCAAAAGAAUCUUGAGAAACAAAAGAAGACAGCAGAAAAAAGUGCAGCUAAAGCAUCUCAAAAGAAUAACAAAGAGGACAGUUCAUCUUCGUGUAGCAGCAGCAGCAGCAGCAGCAGCAGCGGGAGAAAAUCCAAGGCAAAGGCAACUCAGACCGAGGAACCAACUAAUGUAGUGUUAGCUUCCACUCAGACAACAGAUGAUUUCUUAGUUAUACCACUUAAGCAUAACUUAGGGGAAGUUUCAGACGUUGAAACUACCGAACCAGAGGAUCCUUUGGUCAAUGAAGAUAUAACUUUUGAAAAUGAGAAUUUGAAGGAUGAAUCUCCUAUCCAGAUAAUAGAUGAGAAUAAUGCAGAUGUUGAAAUUAUAUCUCUUUCUCCCUCAGUUACUCCAGUUGACCCUACUCCCUCGUCUACUUCUACUACUACCACCACCACCACCACCACCACCACUACUACUACCACCACCACCACUACUACCAUCGCUCCUCGAAUUCCAAGGCAGACUAAGUAUCUAAAGAAAUUCGACGAUGUCAGAUACGUAAUUGGUCCAUUUGCCUCUAGAGUUGAUGCCCCUCUACAAAAAGUUCAAAAACCUUCGAGUACUCCAACUGUUCCUCCUAGAAGUACCGAUAGCCGGGGUCAAUUCAUUGUAGAGUCAAAGGAUUUGAGUCAAACUGGUAGUGUAGGAGCAACAUCAUCAUUGGAAGAGAUCUUGGAAGAUGUGUCCAAGUCAAAUCUCGUCACAGUUGUUAGAGAUGAUUAA